Molecule: messenger RNA, 7069 nt
Organism: Doryrhamphus excisus (bluestripe pipefish)
Lineage: Eukaryota; Metazoa; Chordata; Actinopteri; Syngnathiformes; Syngnathidae
Gene: plekhh2
Product: pleckstrin homology domain containing, family H (with MyTH4 domain) member 2
Biological process (GO): negative regulation of actin filament depolymerization
Cellular component (GO): cytoskeleton; cytoplasm
Molecular function (GO): actin binding
Source: RefSeq, a predicted model, not a curated record
GCCCACUAAAACUGUGAUUGGAUGUGUUUGACAAAACUACACUGUAUCGCUGAUACAUUCCCAACUUUUACCUGAAACUCCUCGGAUAGAGGACAACUGUGCUGUCUUUUUUUCACCUGAAAUCGUUCGACUGGACUAUCAAAAGUAUAAAGAAGUCGCCGCCGAAUAUGGCUGGAAGCGGAGUUUUAUAGCAUACAGUAUUUCCAUUAGAGACAAGGCAAUAUGGCGGAAGGAGAGGAGACAAUGAGUCAGGAGGAUUGGAAGGACAAGUGUAUGGUCCUCGAAGCUCUACUCAUGAAGUUCAGGGUUCAGAUCAUCAAAAUUAGAGAGCUCACUGCUGACAAGAUUCAACAACUGGAGACGCAGGUGAUUGAUUCAGAAAAACGAGCGUUUACUGCUCAGCAGCAGUUACAGUGGAUGGAGGAGAAGCUGAAGGCUCCGGAUGGUCUGUCGGAAAACUCCGAGAAGCUUUUAUUUCAGCGCUGCCAGGAGCUCCAGGCUUUAGUGCAGGAGAAGGAAGGCGUUAUCGCUCAGCUUGAGCAGCAGUUGGAAGAACAGAAACAGUCGAGGCUACAAGAUGCCAAGACAGUGGAGGAGAAAGCAGCCAAGAUCAAGGAAUGGGUGAUGCUCAAGUUGUCAGAGUUUGAGGUGGAGAACGCUGCAUUACGAGAAACCAAUAAGCAACAGGAAGCUCAGAUUAGGCAGCUGGAGAAUAAAAUACAAGAAUUUGAGCUGAAGUACUCAGGUGGACGAGCUGUUUUGUGCAGACCAGGUGAAGCCCAGCGUGUCAGCAGUCUGACAUUUGGCUGCUUUCAGGUUCGAGGGAAAAGUCCUCAGGUCUUAACGGGACCUUCACCUUCCCAGAGGAGCCUCAGCGCCCAGGGAGAGACUGAAGGAAGGAUCAACACGGAAAAAGUAAGAAGUAAGCAGAGAACCUCCUCGUCGUCUGGUGCUGAAACCCAGAGACCAAAUCAAAAUAGACUCCUGGUUUCCCCAGAAGAGACUCAUCAGAGUAACACAUUAGAUCUUGCAGCAAGUGGGCCUGAGACUGGUAGUGUUUCCUCCGUGCUCUCCAGUGCUGAGGAAGAAGGAAGCUGCGAGGUCCGAGAAGAAGGCGGAGCCGCUGUACUGGAGUCAAGUCGCGUUGGGAGCGAGGCCUACCUGACCGCCUCAGACGACAGCAGCUCUGUGUUUGACGACGACAUGCAGCGAGUGGGCCCCUCGGAUGGGGAUAAAACGAGGGAGGACUGCACCUCUGAGGAACUCAACCAGCGAUUCCAGUCACAGACCCUUGACUCGUCGUCCUCAUCCAGCGAACCGAAGACCCCCAGCCCCGGCGUCACACCAGCUCUCACUCCUAAACGACCCAACCCACCCCAGGACUUUAGAGACAACCCAGCAUCACCCAAGCAACCCCGACUCCGGACCCCAACGGGUGUGGGUUUGGUGCAUGUAGCCAUGGCCAAAAAGCACCUGAGCCAACCCCCGGUCAGCACAGAGGCAGCGCACGGACAAACACGCAACGCCCUCAGCAUGCUGCGCUCCCCCCGGCCACAGGAAACAAACCUUGACCAAGGGGCGGAGGUUAGCAUGGAAACGGGCAAGGAUCCGCCCCCGCAGAUCCGCCCCGGCUCUCGUGCCAAACCCACAAUGCUUUCCAUACAGGCCGCACCCGUCCCUUCUGAUGGUUGUCUAGAAAUAACCCCAGACAGUCGCAGUUCACCUCCUACACCCCCGUUACACAGACUCCCCUCCUGGGAGAGUCGCAUCUAUGCAGUGGCUAAAUCAGGAAUCAGGCUCUCCGAGACGUCCUGCGCUGACUCGGCUAGCAAAGACCCCUCGCUGCAAUCUUCCUAUCCCGCCUUCGUAAUUUACACGUCCCUCGUUUAUAAAAACAUGACCGCACCAGUGUACACUACUCUGAAGGGGAAAGCCACUCUGCUGAGCAGCAGUCCGUUCUCCGACGAGUCAUCCAGCUCAGACGAGUCGUCCAGUUCAGGAGAAGAGGAUGGUUCCUUAUGCAGCUCCCACAACUCCUCCGGGUCCCACAAGGACAGCAUCCCAGGCAGUCCACGUUCUCUAAAAAGAGCGGUGUCCAUGUCUUCCAUGACAUCAGAGAGCGACUACGCCAUCCCACCUGAUGCUUAUUCCACUGACACCGAGUGCUCUGAACCGGAACAGAAACUUCCCAAAACUUGCUCUUCUGCUCGAGACAACAGCAAGAAUGAAUCAAUGGAGAAAUCAGGCUACCUGCUGAAAAUGGUGAAGACCUGGAAGAAAACCUGGAAGAGGCGCUGGUUCGUCUUGAAAGACGGAGAGCUGCUUUACUAUAAAUCCCCAAGCGAUGUGAUCAGGAAACCUCAAGGUCAGAUUGAGGUCAACGCCACCAGUAACAUUGCACGUGGGGAAGGAAAACAAGUUCUCCAGAUAGUAACAGGAAAGCGAGUGUACUACCUCAAAGCAGACUCACCCAACUUGCUGGAGGAGUGGCUUAGAGUGCUGCAGAGUGUGCUGAGGGUGAAAGCCGCAAGUCCGCUCUUCACUCAGCCGGAUAUACGUCCCACCAUGAAGGGACAGCUUAUCAAGGUAAAACACGGCUACUCUAAACGGGUUUGGUGCGCCCUGAUUGGCAAGACCCUGUACUACUUUCGCAGCCAAGAAGACAAGUUUCCACUUGGUCAGAUUAAGCUUUGGGAUGCCCGGGUGGAGGAAGUAGACAGGUCUCAGGACUCAGACGAUGACCUGAAAGCAUGCGGGGGCGGCUUACAGGAAGCGUCCUUUACCAUCGCCAUCCACACGCAGGAUCAAGAACCGACUUAUUUGCUCAUUGAGUCCCGCCAUGAGAAGGCCUCGUGGUUUUACCAUCUGUGCGUCGCAGCAGCAACCAUGAUGGGGAAAGUCGGCACUGAGUUUGAACAAUUGGUGGGGAAACUUUUUCAACUGGAUGGAGAUCCGAGCUCACCCAUGUGGAGACGCCCAACGUUGUCUUUCAGCAAAGAGGCUCUAUCGUCUCCUCUCACCACGCUGCCUUCACAGGCCCUGCAAACUGAGGCUGUCAAACUUUUUAAGACUUGUCAGCUGUUCAUCAACGCGGCUAUCGAUUCCCCAGCCAUCGACUAUCACGUAUCUCUGGCUCAGAGCGCCCUGCAAGUGUGUCUGACCCACCCGGAGCUUCAAAACGAGUUCUUCUGCCAACUUAUCAAACAGACCCGACAGAGACAACCGCCCGGCCAGCCGGGACCACUGCAGGGUUGGCAGUUUUUAGCCUUGUGUGUUGGACUAUUUCUGCCUCAGCAUCCUUUCCUCUGGCUGCUCCAAUCUCAUCUUAAAAGACACGGAGAGUCCAGGACCGAGGUGGGUAAAUACGCCAUCUACUGCCAACGUUCAAUGGAGCGCACCCAGCAGAAAGGCGAGAGGCAGGCCAGACCCUCCCGUAUGGAGAUCCUGUCCAUACUUCUCAGGAAUCCCUACCACCAUUCCCUGCCCUUCAGUGUGCCUGUUCACUUCCUCAACAACACCUAUCAGGUGGUGAGCUUUGAUGCAUCGACCACCGUGGAUGAGUUCCAGUGUCGUCUCAACCAGGACACCGGCAUGAGGAAAACCGGACUGUCUGGUUUCAGCCUGUACACCGAUGACCCGACUGGACGAGAACUGGAACAUUGCCUUCAUCAGGGAAGCAUCAAGAUUUGUGAUAUUAUCUCCAAAUGGGAGCAAGCAUCGAAAGAGCAGCACUCUGGCAAGUCAGAAAAUACCAGAACAGUCCGCCUCACCUACAAGAACAGGCUGUACUUCUCCAGCCAGGUGAGGGGAGAAUCCGAGAGGGAAAGGUUGCUGCUGGCCUAUCAGACCAAUGAGGCCAUCGUAGCGGGACACUUCCCCGUCAACAAAGAACUGGCUCUGGAAAUGGCCGCCUUACUCGCCCAGGUUGAGUUUGGGGAUUUUGAACGCCCCUUCUUGACUCCUGGACCACUUCAAACUAAGUCCAACCAGACCUUGAAACAGGUUCUGGACAGAUUCUACCCCAAACAGUACCGCCGGAUCACAUCUGAGGACAAUCUUAGACAAUUACUCCAGCGUCUCCCUGCCCGCUGGGCCUCGCUCAGAGGUCGAAGUUCCUCUGAGUGCGUGAGGAUUUACCUGACUGUUGCUAAGAAGUGGCCUUUUUUUGGAGCCAAGUUAUUUGAAGCAGAGGCCAUCACAGCCUCUCCAGAGGCGGCGGCACAUGUUUGGCUGGCAGUUAAUGAAGAUGGCAUCAGCAUUCUGGAGCACAACUCUAUUAAACUACUGGUGACUCACCCCUACAAAAGCGUGAUGACAUUUGGGGGCUGCAAACACGACUUCAUGCUGGUGGUGGACCAGAACAGCAACAACACGGACAAAGACAAAACCUCAGAGAAGCAUACGUUUGCUAUGGACGUCUCCAAGAUCAGAGAGCUCACCCUCCUCAUCUCGAGCUACAUCAACAGCGCUCAUCAGCAGAAGGCCGCCGCGCAUCACCUCUCUGCGCCGGCUCUGAUGGUGGCCCAGCCCGUCAGCCUGAAGUGCAAAGAGCUGAGAAGCAAGUCCCCGCCAGCACUGGGACGUCCCAGCAAAACCCCCACCUUGUUGUGACAGCUGAUCUCCGGGUUUACAGAACAGGUCGCGUCUCUGCCCUCACCGCAGGGGGCACCCGAGCAUGUCACACAAUGUCUGGGCGUAGCCGUCCUCACAUUUUAACCGCUUGAAAGACAUUUUAUGGGUCCAAAGGUGAAACAGCACUUUUGUCUUCCUUAUGGGUGUCGCAGUCGAGUGUGUGGACUGAACACAAAAGUCAACACGACGCUGUUUACUGAUUGACCCAGCUAAUGUUCGAAAUUUCAUUCAUCGCUGCUGUCUGCUGGGCUUUGAGUACAGAGGCUGUUUGGGAAAAAAACGUUGCAGUCCAAAAUAUCUACGGAACUGAGAAUGUUUUAAACUAAAUUUAUUAUAGAGAUAAUAAUGUACACGGUUGGUUAUCGUGUUUGUAGUUUCCAGUCUUGUUGAACGACUGCAUCAUGCCAAGAUGCAGUUCAUUAGGAUGGUCGACGGGGGGACGGAUGGUCGAAGGUGUAGGAACUUCCAAACACAUUCUGUAUACUUCAGGGGUGUCCAAAAUGGUUGGCCACAGCACAUUCUAAAAAUGUUAUUUAACAAUAAAACUUUUUUUUUUAAAACAACAACAGUGGAGCAUGAAAAAAUCUAGUAAAAAGUAAGUAAAAAAAAAGUAAGUAAAAAAAAAAUGAACAAAUGCAAUUUUAUAAGAAUAAAGUUAAAAUAUAAGAGAAAAAAGUCACAAUUUUAUGAGAGUAAAUUUGUAAUUUUAUGAGGAAAAAUAAUGUUUUAGUGGCAUAGAGUUGAAAUAUUACUGAUAUGAUUGAAGUUGUAAUACAGUAUGAGAAAAGCUUUUUUUUUUAUUUAGAUUGAGGAAAAGUUAUAUAUAAUGGGAAUAAAGUCAACAUAUUAUGAGAAUGAAGUCAAAAUAUUUUCGGAAUAAAGUCAUAAUUACGAGAAGGAAAUUUAUCAUUAGAAAGCUGAAAUAUAGACAGCCGAAAAAUGCAAUUUUAUAAGAAUAAAGUUAAAAUAUUAAGAGAAAAAAGUUGCAAUUUUAUGUGAAUAAACUUUUUAUUUUAAAUUUUAUGAGGAAAAAUAAUGUUUUAGUGGCAUAGAGUUGAAAUAUUACUGAUAUUAUAUUAUAUUAUUGUAAGUUGUAAUACAAUAUGAGAAAAUAUAUAUUUUUUAAUUUGGGUUAAGGAAAAGUUAUUAUAUAAUGGGAAUAAAGUCAACAUAUUAUGGAAAUGAAGUCAAAAUAUUACGAGAAAAAAUAAAAACAAUUAAAUAUUUGGAAAAUUGUAAAAAAAUAAAAAAAAUAAGAAAAAAAGUUCAUACGACCAAUACACUUUUUCACAUAUAUCACAAAUAUGAGAUGCAUUUUUUUUUUACAUAAUGACCUUCAAUUUCUUUCAUAUUUUAGUAAGUGGUGGAAAAAGUUUGGACACCCCUGGUGUAGAUUCAUGCAGGCCAAAGUUGACUGGAUGCAGAUGAGCAUCUAAAGUCUGGUAUCCAAGUCUGGUUUUCCCUAUUUAUGUCCCCUUGGGGGUGUUCCCAAUAGGGUUGUUGUCGCCCGGUGUUGCUGGUGAACAACCGUCCUGCAUAACAAUAAGUUGUCCACCUGCUGUGCUGUAAAAGAGGAAUUGGACGGUAAUGUGCUUUGUAGUUACUGAGUAGCCAGGACGGAACUAACAGCCUCCUUAAAGCAGCAGAGUGGCUGCACUGUUGAAGUGAAAGAAGUGCGGAAGUGGUUUUUUUUUGGAGCAUUUUCUAAGUGAAUAAACUUGUUACAUAUCAUGACUGCAUCUCCCCGGUUGGUCCUCCCCAGUAAAGUACCCUCGUCGGGGUGACUGUGAAUGACGCCAUGAUGGUAUCAACACGUCAUUCAGACAGCAAGUGACACUCCCUCAUUCCAGCACACAAGGCGGGCGGGAGGACAUAUGAUACCUGGCCUGCCUAAACUAGUUUGAGACAUGCUUUUGUCCAGGUUGCUAUGGGGAUAAAAGAAGAGGAGGUGCUAAAGGGGAAGAAAAAAAUAGUUGAAGUAAAGGAGAAUUAAAGUGUUGCAGGCUUUUAAACAAAGCUAUAUUCAACCGACAAUAACAAUAACAAUAGCUUACAGUACAUACAGUAAUACACCUGGAACUGUUGAAUUCAUUUCAGUUUAACAACUAGUUUUUAGUUAUUUUUUUAAAUUUUACAAAUAUUUCACCUUUCUUUUUCAGGAGUAUUUGUAAAAUUUCUUUUUGGAAUAUUAUGACUGUUUUCCCAUAAUAUUUUGACUUCAUUUCCAUAAUAUUAUAACUUUUCCCCAGCCUAAUUUUCCAUAAAUUACUACUUAAUUUUGUAUUGUUUGUUUGUCAUUAUUUAAUGACUUAAAAAAACGAUUUAGUAAUAUUUCAACAUUAUCUGACUAAAAUUAUCACAUGUUAGUUGAAUCUUGUAAAAUUGUAGUUUUUUUCUGUUAAUAUUUUGACUUUAUUUCCAUAAUAUUAUAACUUUU